UGUUGUUUUCGUGGACGUUUCAACUCGUGUAAUUUUUUCUGUGUCAGAGUACAACGGAGAAAAAACACAUCGGCAAAUAUGGGGAAGAAACUCAAAGUAGGAAAAUCCAGAAAGGAUAAAUUUUACCAUUUGGCGAAAGAAACAGGUUAUCGCUCUCGUUCCUCCUUCAAACUCAUCCAGCUCAACCGUAAAUUUCAGUUUCUACAGAAAGCCAGAGCUUUGGUCGACCUGUGUGCUGCUCCUGGUGGAUGGUUGCAGGUGGCGACCAAGUUUAUGCCUGUAUCGAGUCUUAUUAUUGGUGUUGACCUGGUGCCCAUCAGGCCCAUCCCCAAUGUGGUGGUGCUGCAAGAAGACAUCACCAGUGACAAAUGCAGACAUGCUUUACGGAAGGCACUGCAGACAUGGAAGGUCGAUGUUGUGCUAAAUGACGGAGCCCCAAAUGUGGGAGCCAACUGGCAAUAUGAUGCCUUCACUCAAUCUCAUUUGACCCUCAUGGCCAUGAAGUUGGCCGCUGAGUUUCUAAACAAAGGUGGCACUUUUGUCACUAAAGUCUUCCGCUCCAAAGACUAUCAGUCACUGCUCUGGAUCUUCCAGCAGUUCUUCAAGAAGGUGCAGGCCACCAAGCCGCAGGCUUCGAGGAACGAGUCGGCCGAGAUCUUUGUCGUCUGUCAGGGUUUUCUUGCCCCAGACAAAAUCGACAGUAGGUUUUUUGACCCCAAACAUGCGUUCAAAGAGGUGGAGGUGCAGGCCAAAACGGUGAAGGAGCUGAUUCCUGUCAAGAAACCAAAGGCGGAGGGAUACAAGGAUGGUGAUCUUAUACUCUACUACAGUUUCACAGCGAUGUCCUUUCUGAAAGCAGAAAAUGCCGUAGACUUCCUGGACAAAGCCAGUGAGAUCACCUUUGACAACACAGACCUAGAGUUUCACCCGGCCACCAGUAUUGAGAUACGGGAGUGUUGUCGUGACAUCAAAGUCUUGGGCCGCAAAGAACUCCGCCUGCUUCUGACAUGGAGGUCCAAGUUGAGGAGGUUCCUGGCCAAAAAACUGAAGGGGGAGAACAAACCACUUGACUCGGAGAUCAACUUGAGUUCAGAUGAAGAAAAAGGGGAUUUUGAGGAUGAACCAGAAAAAAAGAAAAAGAAGGAAGGCGAAGAAGAAGAAGAGGAAGAUGAGGAGAAAGAAAUGGAAAAUAAACUUGCAGAACUGAAAGCUGAGGAGGUAUCGGAGCUCAAACGGAAGAAGAAGAAGCUUCUGAAGGAGCGGAGGAAGCAGAGGGAGAGGGUGGAGCUGAAGAUGGACCUGCCUGGCGUCUCCAUCGCCGAUUCCUACGACUCUUCCAUGUUCUCACUCAGCGCUAUAAAGAAGAAACAGGCCCUGGUUGAUUUAUCCAAAGGAGACAUGCAGAUGGCAGAAAACCUGGCAGAAGAAGAUGACGACUUCCACUUGUCUGAUGAUGAUGAGGCGGAUAAAAUGUCCCUGGCAUCUGAUUUAGAUGAUGAUGACCUGGAUGAGGUUGAACAAUUACAGCAAGAGCUGGAGAUGAAGGCACCAAAGAAAAAAGUGAAGUUUGCCAAAGAAGAGGAGGAAGAUGAAGUGCAGGAUAGUGGCCUGCUGGUGGAACUAGAGGGAAAGGAUGAGAAGAAGGAACGAGAGACCAACCUGUGGUUCAGCAAGGGCAUAUUCUCUGAGAUCGGCCUGGAAGGAGAUGCAGAGCUUGAACUCCAACAGACCGAGUUUCUUCAGAACAAACAAGCCAGUAAAAAGAGGAAAGUUGAAAAGAAGGAGGAGAAAGGGGAUGAAAAAAAGGAUAUUCUGCAAGAGGAGGAAAAAGUGGGACCUUUAAAGGAAGCUAUGGGUGAAAGUGACAGCGACUCAGAUGACGACACCGAUGAUGAGAAGGAGAUUACCAAGAUGAAGCAGGUCACUAAAGGGGCUGGUGGGAUGUCGGAAGAGGCCAAGGACAGUGGCUUCCAGGUUGUUCCAGUAGAAAGCACCAGUAAGAAAGCCAGGAUCCUGGAUGCAGAGGGCCUGGCCCUUGGCUGUCUGAUUGCUACAUCUAAGAAGAGAGCCAGGGACCUGAUGGAUGGCUCCUUCCACAGGUUUGCUAUCUCCGAGCAGCAGUGGGAGGUACCGGAGUGGUUUCUGGAUGAUGAACGGAAACACCGGAAGAAGCCGGUGCCGGUCACCAAGGAGAUGGUGGAGGAGUACAAACAAAAAUGGAAGGAGAUCGAUGCCAGACCCAUCAAACGAGUGGCUGAAGCUAAGGCCAGGAAGAAGAGGAGGAUGCUGAAGAAGCUGGAUCAGGCCAAGAAGAAAGCGGAAGCAGUUGUCGACACAGUGGACAUCUCUGAGAAGGAGAAAAUGUCUCAGCUUAAGAGUAUCUACAAGAAAGCCGGCCUGGGCAAGGAGAAGAAAGAAGUGACCUAUCUUGUGUCCAAGAAGGGGGGAGCUGGUAAGAAAGUGAGGCGGCCCGCCGGCGUUAAGGGAGCCUUCAAAGUGGUGGACGGUCGCAUGAAGAAGGACAUGCGGGGGAUGCAGAGGAAAGAGCAAAAAUCUAGAGGCGGCAAAGGAAGAGGACAGGCAAAGGGUGGCAGGGGCGGGAUGAAGGGUGGUAAAGGGCGAAAAGGAAAAUAAAUGUAAACCUGUAGUGCUCUUGUCUUGCCUUUCUAACUAUUAAACAUAGCCUGGUCUCGUGUUGCAAAUCAGCUUUUAUGGAGCUUUGUGAGCUAAGGCGCCUCCCACAGGCUCACCAGUCAUGUACGAAGGCGAAAAUGACUUGUGUUCGUUCUCUCGAUGCCCUCUUUUUUGCAGCCUUUGUGGAGGUUUCUGAAACUCCUUGAUGUGUUUUGUGGUAUUUUAAAGGCUGUCUUUCUGAAGAUGUAAAUCAUUUGUCUUAUACUCUGUGAACAAAGUGAUUUCACUGAAUAUCCUAAAUGUAAAUGAAACUAAAGUAAAACAGAGUAAAGGGGUUAAGAAAUGUUGCUAUUAAUGUAAAUAUGCCAGACACAUUUUUGCAAUAAAUAAAUCUUCGAUUCA
Messenger RNA from Pseudoliparis swirei, 3036 nucleotides. RefSeq names its product FtsJ RNA 2'-O-methyltransferase 3 (gene ftsj3). The transcript is spliced from 21 exons. Gene Ontology annotation, molecular function: rRNA (uridine-2'-O-ribose)-methyltransferase activity; rRNA (guanine) methyltransferase activity. The coding region runs from base 79 to 2634 and encodes 851 amino acids. Gene Ontology annotation, cellular component: nucleolus; preribosome, large subunit precursor; nucleus. Lineage: Eukaryota; Metazoa; Chordata; Actinopteri; Perciformes; Liparidae. Gene Ontology annotation, biological process: maturation of LSU-rRNA from tricistronic rRNA transcript (SSU-rRNA, 5.8S rRNA, LSU-rRNA); maturation of 5.8S rRNA from tricistronic rRNA transcript (SSU-rRNA, 5.8S rRNA, LSU-rRNA); rRNA methylation. The record is from RefSeq and is a predicted model, not a curated record.